Messenger RNA from Striga hermonthica, 888 nucleotides. The record is from the annotation of a GenBank genome assembly. NCBI's taxonomy places the organism in Eukaryota, Viridiplantae, Streptophyta, Magnoliopsida, Lamiales, Orobanchaceae.
AUGGCGAUCGCAACCGAGACUCAACAACAACAAGAACACGAGAAUUCUUCUGAGUGCCCGGUAGCUGAGGAAAAGAGGUGGUGUAGACACGACUUUGAUAUUGGGAAGCCUCUCGGCAGAGGGAAAUUCGGACAUGUGUUUGUUGCUAGAGAGAAAAGGAGCGAACAAAUUGUGGCACUAAAGGUAUUGUUCAAGGAGCAGCUAAAAGAAUCUCAGGUUGAGCAUCAGCUUCGUCGUGAAGUGGAGAUACAGAACCACCUUCGACAUCCUAACAUAUUACGACUCUAUGGUUACUUUUACGAUCAGAAAAGAGUUUAUUUGAUUCUAGAAUAUGCUGCUAAGGGAGAACUCUAUAAACAGCUACGAGACUGCAAACAUUUCAGUGAAAGACGUGCUGCUACAUAUAUCGCAUCAUUAGCUCGGGCACUCAUAUAUUGCCAUGGGAAGCAUGUGAUACAUCGGGACAUCAAGCCGGAGAACCUUCUGGUUGGGGCACAGGGUGAACUCAAAAUUGCAGAUUUUGGCUGGUCAGUGCACACUUUCAAUCGCAGGCAGACAAUGUGUGGAACUCUCGAUUAUCUUCCCCCUGAGAUGGUGGAGAGUGUGGAGCAUGACACAAAUGUUGAUAUAUGGAGCCUUGGUGUCUUGUGCUAUGAAUUUCUCUAUGGAGUUCCCCCUUUUGAAGCAAAGGAGCAUUUAGACACAUACAGAAGGAUUAUCCAGGUGGACAUAAAAUUCCCUCCACGACCAAUAGUCUCUUCAGCGGCAAAGGAUCUCAUAAGUCAGAUGCUGGUAAAGGAUUCUUCGCAACGCUUGCCUCUGCACAAACUACUCGAGCAUCCAUGGAUUGUGCAAAAUGCUGAUCCCUCUGGCAUUUACAGAUGUUAA